Ilex paraguariensis (yerba mate) is the source of this 736-nucleotide messenger RNA. The record is from the annotation of a GenBank genome assembly. Lineage: Eukaryota; Viridiplantae; Streptophyta; Magnoliopsida; Aquifoliales; Aquifoliaceae.
CCAAACCACGAAAGCUUGAGGUCUCUGAACUGACAGACUAAAACAAUACACUAGAUCCAGUUUCAAAUGCAGAAGAUCUCAUCUCUACUUCAUAUCCAGCCCCCAACUUAUGGAAAGCUAAUCACCAUUCUCAGCAUCGAUGGAGGUGGUAUCAGAGGCAUCAUUCCUGGCACUAUCCUUGCUUACCUUGAAUCCCAACUUCAGGAGUUGGAUGGUGAGGAUACCCGACUUGCAGAUUACUUUGAUGUGAUUGCAGGAACGAGCACUGGCGGUCUUGUGACUGCCAUGUUAACAGCUCCAGAUGAAAACAACCGUCCUUUAUUAGCGGCAAAAGAUAUCAAGCCUUUCUAUCUCCAACACUGCCCUAAGAUUUUCCCACAGAAAAGGGGCAUGUUUGCAUCACUUAGAAACAAAUUGAAUUUAUUAGCAGGACCCAAGUACGAUGGGAAUUAUCUCCAUGAAGUUUUGAGGGAGAAACUAGGAAAUAUUCGUUUGCAUCAAACCUUAACCAACGUAGUCAUUCCAACUUUUGAUGUCAAGAAGUUGCAGCCCACUAUAUUCUCCACUUAUGAGGCAGAAGAAUCCCCCUUGCUAGAUGCUCGAUUAUCUGAUAUAUGCAUUAGUACGGCUGCAGCUCCAAUUUACCUUCCUGCUUACCAUUUUUGUAGCCAAGAUAAAGAAGGGAACACUUGGGAAUACAAUCUUAUUGAUGGUGGUGUUGCAGCAAAUAAUCCGG